UUUCAGAAUGUAGUGUUAGUAAAUAAGUAAAUAACAUUUUAUUGUUGUCUGUCGGUGUAAAACGACGGUGCUCUGACGUCAAAUUUAUUUACAUUUAUUUUAUUUUUUUUACUUCAGCCUAAUUUGACGGAGGUUAUACCCUUCACGCCGUCCAUUAGCAAACAUUUACUUGAAUUCCUGGUGUUUUAAAAUUUACUCUGAUUUAAUUGCAAUUGAAAUGACAAAACCGUUAGCGGUUAAUCUUAACCUUUAAGUCUGUAACCGAUUACGAAACAAAACAAAACAAUGAACCGGCUUCAGCUGGACGAGUGGUUAAACUGUUUCAAUAAGAGUAGCGUGGAGAAAGACUACAGCGUUCCGUUUUCUAACUACGUCCAUCAGGUAAAAUAAAGCACGCAGAAUUUCUCUCUUCAGUAAAAUAUUCAUUCUUUUUCGAAGCUGCUUUAUUGGACGUGGGCGUCGAUCAUCACUGACUACGUUUACCCGCACGUUAAACUCCGUUUAUAGUCUCUACUCGUAUCGCAGCCGUGUUCCGAGUACGACGUCGACGUGCGUACAGGUGUCGGAGUAUUCCUGUAUACACGCUAGUGAGCGUGCUGAUCUACACACGCGCUGUUAUUUCCCGGGAGGUUCGAGAUGCUGCCGUUGCUACCCAGAAUAAAGCGUUUAGAUGCAACAAAUUAUCAAUUAAACGGGCCAUGUUCCAGGGUUUGGAAUCAGAAUAUUGUCUUCAUCUGCGUUUACAUGAUACUAAUUAGACUAUUUCCGUGUGUGUGCGUGUGUUUCUGCGUAUUGAUUGCUUACACCUUCAAUUACUAUGAACAGAAAAACAUCUGCUUCAGAAGAUUCUGUAAAACCGAACAAACUUGGAUUUAUCACUGGAACAGAAAGAGUUGAGAACACUGCUACUGGAGCUCAUUUACACGGUUCUCUAAACCACACAGAGAGAGAGAGAGAGAGAGCAAGAGAGAGAGAAAGUCGUUUCCUCAUGCGGUCAUCUGGUUUCCUGAUCGUGGCGUACAGCCAAGCCCACAAGUCAAGCUUGAGCUAUAUAAGAGACCGCAGAAGACCGAGAGCGCACACACACCAUUCCUGCAGUUGAGGUCUUCUUCACUUCUCUAAACGACCGUGACCUGGGAGUUCUGUGUCAGGAUUAUAUUUAGCGUGAAAAGAAGAAAAGGUCAUCACCAGAGGUGAAAGGCCGCCAGAACAGACUCGAGAUGGCGUACAAGCGAACGUGGGUCUGUCGUCUUCUCCUCUUUGGAAUUUCCAUCACCUUCGCUCAAGGAUCAGGAAGAUCCAUGCAGGACAAUCCAGCUGUGUUCGAUACCGAAGGUGACUACGACUGGACGACUUGGUUCAACAUCGAUCACCCUGGAGGGAAGGGAGAUUAUGAGCAGUUGGAUGCGAUUCGAUUCUAUUACCGAGCUCGUGUGUGUGAAUCCCCACGGGCGCUAGAAGCUCGUACUACAGACUGGAUACCAGCUCGCAGAACCGGAGAGAGAGUGCACGCUGAACCCGCUGUGGGAUUCUGGUGCAUCAAUUCAGAACAACCUGAAGGGAAGAGCUGCUCUAAUUACGCAGUCCGUUUCCUGUGCCCAAGAGACACCAAGCCAGAAACUCGAGGAACGUGGGGUCACUGGUCAGACUGGACCCCGUGUCCUGCACAAUGUGGCCAGGUCGCAGCCCAGGUCCGAUCCAGAACGUGCACAACCCAAUCCAGGCAGUGUAACGGUCUAAAGAUGGAGAGCAGACAGUGCAAAGGACCCGUAUGUCCAGGUUGUAGUUUGCAGUGUGUGAUGGGCAAGGCAAACACAGACUGCAGUGCUUGCAUGUGUGAGGAUCACACAGUGCUUGGGUCAGUUCGUAGAGCUGGAAGUCUUCCAGCUCCUGGGGCAGCAAUCCUCCUUUCAGGCACAAGCCCCAAACUUCUCACGCUAUCUGACCACAAUGGACACUUCCGUGUACCAAGGAUCUGCCCAAACGGCAACACUACACUGCUGAUCAAGCUGCAGGGCCACAGACCUAAGGAGAUUGUUAUGCCACUGAGCUCUGAGCCUACAACUGUACUUCAUGUGAAGCUGGAGCGAGCAAAAAACCUGUAUGUGCAAAAGAACCCAGAGUCAAAGGCGAGGAGAACGGGUCAGACGGCUGCCUUCUGCUGCAAGGUUACUGGUUCACCUGAACCUGAUGAGUACCAGUGGUUUCACAACGGAACUCUGCUUGCGAAGAGUAUACAUCACUAUGACGAGAGACUUGUUUUGAGGAACCUAAGCAUGGAUCAGGCUGGAGAGUACUACUGCAGAGCCACCAAUGAGAACGGUGCCAUUAAAUCCAAGCCAGCCACACUCUUAGUCAUAGGUCAAGCUGAGCCUUCAUGCAACCCAAAUCCUGAAUCCCACAUGAUCCGUCUGCCUCAUGAUUGCUUCCAGAACCAGUCGAACUCAUUCUACUAUGACGUAGGAAGAUGCCCCAUAGAAACAUGCAGCGGCCAGCUGGACAAUGGUAUCCGAUGCAAAGACUCCAUAUCUUUCUGCUGUGGGGUGUCCAAAAUGGAAGAGAGACAGAUAACAUGCCAAGGCUACCAGUUACCUACGAUGGUGGUCACCCAAUGUGGCUGCAAAAAAUGUGUGGAAAUAAAGACAAUAGUUCGUGGGCAUGCUAUUGCAGCAGAUACAGGAGAGCCCUUAAGGUUUGGGCACAUCUAUAUGGAUGGUGCAAGGAUUAGCCGAACAGGAUACAAGGGCACUUUCUCCAUCCAAGUUCCCACAGAUACUGAACGGCUAGUUCUUACUUUUGUAGACAACAUGCAAAAGUUUGUGAACACUACUAAAGUGCUUUUGUUUAACAACAAAGGUGGAGCUGUGUACCAUGAGAUCAAACUGCUGAGGAAAAAGCCUCCUGUUACCUUAAGCUCAAGCGCUAGCAACAAACUACAGCUUGGAGAAGUACAAGGUGAGGAACCUAUGGCUGAGCUUGAAAUUCCACCAAACUCUUUCUACAAGCAGAAUGGAGAGGUAUUUGUAGGUAAUGUGAAGGCCAGCGUUACCUUCAUGGACCCAAGAGAUGUAUCCACAGCAGCGGCCGCUCAAAGUGAUCUCAACUUCAUUGGCACCGAAGGUGAUACGUUGCCCUUGAGAACCUAUGGCAUGUUCUCAGUUGACUUCAGGGAUGAGGCAGACGGGGAGUCACUGAAUGCUGGAAAAGUAAAGGUUCGACUUGACGCGGCCCAAGUCAAAAUGCCGGAACACCUGGAGACAAUGAAACUGUGGUCCCUCAACCCAGAGACUGGCCUUUGGGAAGAAGAAGGACAGCUUCGUAUGGAGAAAAAACAACGACGAAAGCGAGAAGAAAGGACUUUCCUCGUAGGAAACAUGGAAAUACGAGAAAGACGGCUGUUUAACUUGGAUGUGCCUGAAAACAGAAGAUGCUAUGUUAAAGUCAGAGCUUUCCGUAGUGAACGAUAUAUGUCGAGUGAGCAAGUGGAGGGUGUUGUGGUAACUCUGAUUAAUAUGGAGCCUACAGCUGGUUACUCCAGCAACCCUCGUGCAUGGGGUCGGUUUGAUAGCGUCAUCACUGGUCCCAAUGGUGCAUGUCUACCUGCCUUCUGUGAUGACCAAAGAGCAGAUGCUUAUUCAGCUUACGUCAUGGCAAACCUUGGAGGUGAAGAACUGGAAGCAGUAGCUUCAGCGCCGAAAUUAAAUCCCAACAUCAUUGGUGUCCCUCAACCCUAUUUGAAUAAGCUGAACUACAGAAGAACAGAUCACGAUGAUCUUAGAAUCAAGAAGACGGCGUUCAGUAUCAACAUAGCAAAACCCAGCCCAAACGCAGCUGAAGAAGCAAACGGUCCCAUUUAUCCAGUGGAAAAACUGAAGGAGUGUGAAGAAGCUCCAUUUAACGCACCUCACUUCCGUUUUUCAAGAGUCGAAGGAGAUCGCUAUGACUACAACACGGUUCCUUUCAACGAGGACGAUCCAAUGAGUUGGACAGAAGACUACUUGAGCUGGUGGCCAAAGCCGACAGAAUACAGAGCUUGCUUUAUUAAAGUAAAACUCAACAGCCCACAUGAACUCAAUGUCCGUUCUCACAACAUGGGAGGUACCCAUCCGAGAACGGUUGGCCAACUCUAUGGCCUUCGAGACACCCGCAGUAUCAGAGACCGGGACCAGUCCAGUGUCUCAGCAGUCUGUUUGGAGUUCAAAUGCAGUGGCAUGCUGUAUGACCAAGACAGAGUGGAUCGCACUCUAGUAAAGGUGAUCCCGCAGGGUAGUUGCAAGCGAGAGAGUGUUAACAGCAUGCUACAAGAGUACUUGGUCAAUCAUCUUCCACUAGCUGUCAACAAUGACACCAAUGAGUUCACCAUGCUUGCACCACUGGACCCUUUGGGCCACAAUUAUGGCAUCUACACAGUUACCGACCAAGAUCCUCGCACAGCUAAGGAGAUAGCACUUGGACGCUGUUUUGACGGUACGUCGGAUGGGACGUCACGAGUAAUGAAGAGCAAUGAAGGUGUGGCAUUAAUCUUCACUUGCGGCGACAAAGAGGUCACCAGACAGAGCGUGUUCCAGCAGCUCCAGAAUGCUCCAGGCCGGGCCAUAAUGGGGACUACUCGUCCAGGUAGAGGCAAUCGGAGGCAGAGAGGAGACUCAUCAGCCACACUCCGUAAUAGCCAGAGAAGAAGUACCCGCAAUCCCAACAUUCGCUCUCCAGCCACCCGCCGAAGCUCCUAAUGAAUAUGUCUAACGGAAAUGGCCUGGCGAGAUCUAGUUUUGUUUUGUUUCUUACACUAAUGCAUAAUUCCUAUGUUAUAAGAUGAACUGAGAAAUUAGACUUAUGGGUUAGAGUACAGGUUCCGAGCCCUGGUCCUGAAGUACUCCCUCAACACACUUGAUUCAACUAAUCAACCAAUUCCUGAGAUGCAGUGGGCAUAUUAGAGCAGGGAAAACAAGGUGAAAGGACCAGGAUUAAAGAACAACUAAUCCCCAUUGUACCGCAAACUCAUAGCAAUAUUAGAAAUAAGAUUAUGUCCAGGAAAAAGCAUUUCAAGGAAUGUUUCUUUUUUCCCCCCUAAACAAUUUAAUCACUUUUACCAAAUACACCUAUUCUUAAGUCAUAUACAUCAAUCACUUACCUGUACUGUGAUAGUUACUACUUGAAGUUGUAAAUAGUGGGAUAUUUAUUUCAUACACAAUGUUAAGGAACCAGAACUUAAAAUAAAUGUCUAUGUAUUUGACUCAUACUACAGAAGGUUUAAAAAAAAAAAAAAACCAAA
Molecule: messenger RNA, 5272 nt
Organism: Ictalurus furcatus (blue catfish)
Lineage: Eukaryota; Metazoa; Chordata; Actinopteri; Siluriformes; Ictaluridae
Gene: cilp
Product: cartilage intermediate layer protein, nucleotide pyrophosphohydrolase
Exons: 9
Coding region: 1221-4730 (1169 amino acids)
Source: RefSeq, a predicted model, not a curated record